AUGAAAUUAAACAAAUAUGAAGAGGCACAAACCAUUGACAGGUUCCUCUUUUUCUCCCCACAGAUCUUGUACAUCAGGGUGUCCUGGCCUGACAGAGCUGUCCCUCAGUCCCCAAGGCCCCGACCUGCCCCCAAGUCCUCUGGCUCUCUCCCCCAUGAGCUCUCAGACCUGACCCAUCUUCUGUGCGGCUGGCCUCUGAUCCCAGGAGAAGAGGGGGAACUUUUAGCCUCCACCAGUCCUCAGACCUCCACCUACUGCCUGAGGGGUCCUGCCCAGGCCAGCUACACCCUGGGAGACUCCCUAGAGGCCAUCCUUGUGGCCAGAGACCAUCGGGGCAGGCCCAAGACCCAUGGUGGAGAUCUGUUUCGGGCAUGGCUGCUGGGUCCCGACUUGAAGGCAGGGGUCCCUGGGGAUGUCCAGGAUCUGGAGAAUGGCACAUACCUGCUGUCCUUCCCCCUUCUCUGGACUGGGCAGGCCCAGGUGCAAGUGUGGCUGAUUCACUCCAGCGAGGCCAUUGGGGUUCUGCGAAGAAUCUGGAGAGACCAAUGGGCCACAGUCGAUUUCAUGGGCUAUUUUCGGGGACCCACAGGAUAUGAAGAAAUUGUGACUUGCAAUAUUAAUCCCCUGUUAACUGGGAAGGAAGAGUCUACCUGUCACUACAGGGAUGAAGAUUCGGGGGAACUGUGGUUCUGCGCUCGACCUCCCACUCUGCCCUGUGACUCACUCGUGGGACAUUCAAGUGGACCGUACUGGGAUGUGACCACAUCACAUGAGAAGGCCCUGCUGGUGUGGAACAUGACAGAUAAGGUCCUCCCUCAGGGUAUUUCUGCAAUCUGGGUGGCAGAGGAGAGCAACAGGAGUCUGGGAAAUGCUGCCCCCAAACAGCUCUGCCAUCCUGGGAUCCCAGGCCCAAAGCCUUCUGGCUUCUACUACCAAGGAGUGUGGCACUCACUGUCCUGCUCCGGCUGCACCUUCUCCACGGUUGACAACAUCUUGGACUGCCUGGCUGGUCAUGUCAUCCACAUGAUGGGGGACUCCACACUUUGGCAGUGGUGGGAGUAUCUGCAUGACACUGUGCCCUCCCUGAAGCCCAUGGAUCUACAUGCCACCUAUCAGACAGGGCCCCUGAUGGCGGUGGAGACCACUCAGAACAUAGUGCUGCACUGGUGGUCCCACAGCUGGCCCCUGCGCUCCCUGCGCACUACAGUGGCCUCCCUGCACUCCGUAGUCCGGGAGCUGGGGGGCCUGGCCAGGAGCCCCCACACCGUGGUGGUGCUGGGGCUGGGUGCCCACUUCACCACCUUCCUGCCAUCCAUCUUUGUGUGAGGACUGGCAGGGAUCCGGGCAGCCGUGGCUGCACUGCUGGCCUGGGAGCCCCUGACUCUUGUGGUCAUCAAACUGGCCAACACCGGCUACAAGUCCGUGUAUGGCAGGGACUGGUUCACCCUUCAGAUGAACUGGCUCCUCCAAGCUGCCUUUGUUGACCUCUGUGUGGCCUUUGUGGACGCCUGGGAAAUGAUCUCCAGCCUGGCCCUGCCAGACAGUAUCCACCCAGGGUGGCUCAUUGUCCGCAAUGAGGUGGACUUCCUCCUCUCCUUCAUCUGCCCCACCUGA
Molecule: messenger RNA, 1614 nt
Organism: Phyllostomus hastatus (greater spear-nosed bat)
Lineage: Eukaryota; Metazoa; Chordata; Mammalia; Chiroptera; Phyllostomidae
Product: NXPE family member 3-like
Source: RefSeq, a predicted model, not a curated record